Molecule: messenger RNA, 1176 nt
Organism: Tetrapisispora phaffii CBS 4417
Lineage: Eukaryota; Fungi; Ascomycota; Saccharomycetes; Saccharomycetales; Saccharomycetaceae
Gene: HAT2
Product: Hat2p
Exons: 1
Coding region: 1-1176 (391 amino acids)
Biological process (GO): regulation of gene expression
Cellular component (GO): Rpd3L-Expanded complex; cytoplasm; Rpd3L complex
Molecular function (GO): histone binding
Source: RefSeq, a predicted model, not a curated record
AUGGAGAAGGUUGAACAACAAGAAGAACCACUUACGGUGGACCAAGAAUACGAUUUAUGGAAAAGUAACGUACCUUUAUUAUAUGAUUUUGUCAGCGAGACAAGACUUACUUGGCCAUCAUUGACUUUACAAUGGUUACCAGGUGAUAAGACAUCUACCAGACAGCAUCUGAUUUUAGGUACACUCACUUCUGGUGCAGAGACAGAUUAUUUGAAGAUUGCUGCUCUUGAUUUGCCAGAUGAAAUAAUAAUAGGCAAAAAGUCUGAUAAAGUUGUGAAAUCUAAUCUUAAAGUCGUCAAGAAAUUUGCACAUGAUGGUGAAAUAAAUAGGGCUAGAUACAUGCCUCAGAACACAAACAUAAUUGCGACUGUAAAUGGUGAAGGUACUAUUUUUAUUUAUGAUUGUUCUAGAGACAAACAAUCUGCUUUACUCUCUACAUUGAAAUAUCAUAAGGAUAAUGCUUAUGGUCUUGCAUUCAACCCUAAUGCAGAGGGUGAACUAAUUAGUGGCUCUGACGAUAGCACAAUAGCUUUAUGGGACGCAACCAAUGAUAAACUUAAGCAACCAAUCCAAGAAUGGACUACAUCACAUUCAGAUAUAGUAAACGAUUGUCAAUGGCAUUGCUUUAACACUAAUAUGUUUGGUUCAGUAUCUGAAGAUUCUACAUUACAAUUAUUUGACAAGAGGAAUGGUGGGAAAUCAGAUGUUAAAAUCUCAUCUAAAGGCCAAUAUAACUCAAUUGCAUUCAGUGGGUUUUCUGAAAAUUUAUUUGCAGCAGCUGGUACUACUAAUAAUAUAUACUUAUAUGAUAUUAGAAAUACAGGUAAAAUUUUACAUUCUAUGACCGGCCAUGAAGAACCUGUAACAAGUUUGGAAUUUUCAAACGAUAAAGAUGGUAUUCUGAUAUCCGGUAGUUCAGAUAGACGUGUUAUUAUGUGGGAUUUAUUUGAAAUUGGUGCAGAGCAGCAACCAGAUGAGGCGGAUGAUGGUUUACCGGAGGUUAUGAUGAUUCAUGCAGGCUCCAGAAGUGCUAUUAAUGAUAUUUCAACACAUCCUUCUAUCCCAUGGCUGAAUGCAUCUGUUGAAGAGAACAAUAUCGUUCAGGUCUGGAAAUGCUCUAGUAAGCUUCCUAGGAUUAGUGGAACUCCGGAGGUUUCUAUCUCUGAUUUAGAAUAA